Molecule: messenger RNA, 1611 nt
Organism: Lachancea dasiensis
Lineage: Eukaryota; Fungi; Ascomycota; Saccharomycetes; Saccharomycetales; Saccharomycetaceae
Source: the annotation of a GenBank genome assembly
AUGCGUUUUAGCUUUGACGAACUUUACGCAGCUGAGACACCUGAAACAGCAUUGGAUGAGGAUGAGUAUUCAUUGAUAGGCAGUGGUGAUGAAGGUAUACCACAGUUGCGCCUACCGCGACGUAAAAAUGUGGUCACAACGACUAAAGCUGUGGAUGAAGAUUUGCUGGACCCGGAUUUAGAGCAAUUGUUCGCUAGGUUGGAUCUAACGGCCAAACUUCCAGGAGCACGAGUUUUGAAGAGCAUUCCAUGGAACAAGACGAUGCGUGCUGAAGAGUGCGCCGAAAAGCAGUUUGAGUUGUCUGCACAGGAAAAACCUUCGCGGCGAAGGACUGCUGAGGUUAGUCGCGAGUUUUCCUUAUUGCACACUACAGUAGCCAACAGCAUUAUGAACAAGCUUGAGGCCUUGCAGAAUGAAAAUGGCCAUCAAGUGCAACGUGUGAAAGAGGAGAAGCUUCGUCUUCGUGAGGAAAAGCGGAGGCAGGAAGAGGAACUGAGGCGGCAAGAGGAGGAGCGAAGAAAGCAGGAGGAAGAUAAGCGUCGCCAGCUAGAAGAACAAGCUCGCCGACAGCGCGAGGGGGAAGAAGAAAGACGAAUCAAGGCUGAGCAAGAAGAGAAGAAAGCACGGGAAGAGCGUGAGCGUCUCGAACAGGAAAAGAAGAAGCAGGAGGCUCUGGAAGCCGCACGUAGAGCUCAAGAAGAGGCAGCCAAGGGAAAUGGAAUCACGAACCAUCAUCAGAUCGAACGUUCUUUUAACCACUACAAGCACAAGAUCAAGCAUAUUAAAACUGACGUAGUCGAGGCGGUGAAAAGGGACUCGAAUCUUAAAGCGAUACUUUCCAAACACAAACGCCGGAUAAACCCCAAAUUCGGCCAGCUCACAAAUAGCGAACAACAUUUAGGAUCGAUUGUCGCAGAGCUGACUUCUCUGGUGGAUCAAGCGAAGCCCAACGCUCUCGGAUACCAAUGGAUUUUGAAUUUCCUGGCAAAAGCUCUCGUAUCGCAGGCCGAGACCGAGGUUCGGGUAAAACCUGAAAGUGCACUGCCACUAGCAAAGCUGGCAUUACAUCUGUUAACACGCUACGACGAGCUGUUAGAACUGCUGAUGGCCCGGUUCGUUAAAAAAUGCCCUUUUGUGAUCGGAUACACCUGCAAAAUCGAUUCGGAAGAGGGACGGUACAAGAUGGGGUGGAAACGUGGUCAGGACAAUACCUGGGAAGAUGAAACGUCUUAUGACGAGCGUAUGGGGGGGAUUGCAACGUUGUAUGCCACCAUAACCCGACUUCCAUUACCCCAAGAAUUCAUAACGUCUCACAAGCAUCCUCUGCCCCUGAGCAAUUCCUGGAAGCUGCUGGCUCGACUCGCCAACUCGCCCACAGACCUGUUAACCAACACUCAUUUUGUAGUUUUAGGAUCUUGGUGGGAUGCUGCAGCUGCUCAGUUGCUACAAGCAUAUGGCAGACAAGCCCACAAGUUGCUGGUUUUACUAUCCCAAAAUUUAACCCAAUCUGUCGCAGAACGAAAGUACGUAGGUGCUGCCAGAUUGAGGAUUCUUUUCGAAGAGUACGAGACAUCGGGAACCAUCAAAAGUUUCCCAGAGAUGACCGCUUAG